Mesorhabditis belari is the source of this 996-nucleotide messenger RNA. The record is from the annotation of a GenBank genome assembly. Lineage: Eukaryota; Metazoa; Nematoda; Chromadorea; Rhabditida; Rhabditidae.
AUGAUCUCUCACUUGGAUACAAUUUUUCUUUUGAGCCUUCUUUGUGUUCGUUCUAUCGCGAUUUGUCCGAAAAGCGCUGUGCCCGGAUCGACGCCGGGAAGUUGUUAUUUCGGGGUCCCACUCGACGAAACGUUUCAACGGGGCCAGACAUUUUGUGAAAAUUUCUAUGCAAAACUCGCCUCGAUUCCGAGCAGAGAAGAUAACGAGGCUGUGCUGAAUUUGGGUCGACUGCUGGGUGAUGGCCUAAAGCAGAUCUGGCUCGGCGGAAGCUAUGACGGAGAGAAUAUCACAUGGCUUGACGGAUCAACACCCAGCUUCGACAAUCUUGCACCAGGUACGGCAGCUGGGGAUAUGGUGUUGAACCUCGACACGGGGAAAUGGUCGACAGCCGCCUGGAAUGGCCUCAUCCCAUUCGUGUGCCUUGGAAAAGAAGAGGCACCACCAAACACAAUACCAACUGUGCCAUCACAGCCGAUCACCUGCCCCCAUUGCACUUGUCCGCCACCCCCACCACCGCUCACAUGUCCCCCACCGCCCACGUGCCCCAAACAGUCGCCCUGUCCGUCUGAAUGGAUCUACUCAGCCCCGCUGAAGAACUGCUAUAAAGUGGUUUAUUCGGUGCACUAUGAUCAGACUGGCGAUCCGUGCAAAUCGAUGGGCGCCCAGUUGGCGUCGAUCCACUCGGACGAGGAGAAUCGAGUCGUCAACGAAGUUCUUCGAAUGGGCAUUGGCGAUCUUCCGUACGAAUGGGCGGGAAUGAUCGGAGGGAAACGGACAGGCCCGGGGGCCAGCGAUUGGGCUUGGAUGGACGGGUCUCGCUGGGAUUAUUCGAUGUGGGCCGCCCAACAACCUGACAACUCAAAGGGCAACGAAUUCUGUUUACAGAUCUACAACGAUCCGAUCAAAAAAGUGGACGCUGGACAAGUGGGCAAAUGGAACGAUAUCCCCUGUUCGACGUGGUUCCGAGCGGCCGCGUGCAAAAGAGCGGCUGACUAU